Messenger RNA from Schistosoma guineensis, 3836 nucleotides. Lineage: Eukaryota; Metazoa; Platyhelminthes; Trematoda; Strigeidida; Schistosomatidae. The record is from the annotation of a GenBank genome assembly.
AUGUAUAAAUUGCUUGGACGAGGGUUCCAAGAUCUCCCAACAUUUAUAGGACCAAAUGGCGAAAUAACACUAAAUAUCGCUAGAUCUGGUAUAGAAACCAUUGACACAUUGCCAGUUAAUAUCAAUGUUUUAAUCCUGGAUCAUAACUAUAUUCGUCGCUUGGAGAACUUAUCAACUUUGUGUGAUUUGCAACAACUCUCAGUAGCAGACAACAAGUUACUUCAGAUGCAUGGGGUAGCGGGGCUAAUAAACUUAACAAUUCUAAAUUUACCUAAUAACGGUAUCGUUACAAUGGAUGGUUUAGCCAAGCUCACUAACUUGCGGUGGCUUAAUCUAUCAGGAAACAAACUUAAGGUUAUUGAACAGCUGGACACUAAUCUGAACUUAAAACAUCUGGAUUUAUCUGACAAUUAUAUUUACGAACUUCAAAAUUUAUCUCACUUGAAAAAAUUGAAGACUCUCCUUUUACAUUGCAACCACAUUAGCACUCUACAUGAUGGAUCGAAAAAUUUACCAAAAUCACUUGAAAUACUGUCUCUAGCCAGUAAUAUGGUCUCCAAUAUUCUGGAAGUUCAAGAGUUGUCGUGCUUGCCGAUGCUUUCUCAGUUUUCUUUAGGAAAUAAUCCGUGCAUCGAAUCAUUUGCAAACAACUAUAGAUUAUUUGUCUUGGGCUGGUUGUCAAAUUUACGUAUUCUCGAUGGGACUCGGAUAACAAAAGAAGACAUUGAGAAAGCUAAUUGCUUCAUAUCCGGAAUAAAGUCUCCCUUGUUUAUACAAUCCUUGUCUCAAAGUGAACGCACCAAAUUCAAUGAAGAUACUGAUAAGGGUACUGUUAACAGAAAUACAGAGUUAAUAACUCAUGAAGCUGUCAAUCAUAAUCUUCCAAGAAAUCAUCAUAGUGGAUCAAUUUCAUCAUGUUCCAGAUUCUCAACUGAGCUAAAUCAGAAUUUUUCCUGUGAUGACGUUUCUUCUCAUUCUGUUAGUAGUAUUUCAAGUAAACCCUGUUCUGGAGAACUAACGUCCGCAAUGAAUAAUUCUUGUUCAAAUAAAGAUCGUAAUCAUGUGUUUCAAUCGUUUUCACCAUCUGUUAUUACAACUACUAAUUCUAGUCCAAGCAAUUACCCACCCAAUAAUAAUUCUAUGAUUUCAUCUAUUCUAAAUAAUGGUAAUAUUCAUUUAAAUCAAAUUAAAUACAAUGAUAAAAGUACCUGUACAGAAGGUGUCAAUAUGUCUAGUUUAUCCUACUCAUCAAGUCUUGCUAAUCCGAAAUUAAGUAUCAAUAAUAAUAAUGAUAAUAAUAAAAGUCUGUUUACUGCACACGAAACGUCAUCAUACUCUAUGACUAACCCUCAACCAUUAUUAAAAAUAUCGACUAAUUCACCUCGACAAGUUCUGCCUGAAAUCAAGGAAGGAUUGUUCAAAACGAAAUUAAUUGAUGAAAAAUGUAGAAUGAAUUCAUAUUGUAAUGAUCAACUUAUUACAUCAUCUAAUAAUCUGUUAUCGUCGGAUUCAGUUUAUUUACCUUUAUCAAAUACCACCAAUAACAUAGAAGAAACAUUCGAAACAGAAUAUAAGGCGAAAAAUCAUUCAAAUACAGUUCAUUGCACGAUAAGUGAUGUCAACAACUGUCAAAGUAUUGAUAAGAAGUCAUUGAAAUUAUCACCUAGUGAUAGCUUAUUAUCUUCUGGGAAUUUCAUUCCUUUACACCAAUCAAUGUGUCUUCAAUCACCAAAAUUGUCACAUUCAUUGAAAAAUUCUUUACAUAGAAUAAAUUCUAAUGAAAAUAUAAAAUUUGAAACAUUAGGUUUAAUAAAUGGUGUACACUUAAUUCAUGAUGGUGAAGAAAACGAAGAAGGUGAUAAUAAUGAUGAUAUCAAUGAAGAGGAAGAUGAUGUCAUAACAGAAACAACAGUUCAAAGUAGUAGAUUCGCUGAACACAUAGAUAAACCAAACAAUGAUGAACAAUUCAAAGAGGGUAAUAUUAUUACCCUUAAUAAUAAUAAUAACAAUAAUAAUAGUAGUAAUAAUGAUGAUAAUAAUAUCGAUAAUAAUGAUAAUAGUAAUAAUAAUAUUGAUGAAAAAGAUAUACUAGUUAAAGGAGUCUUGGAUGAUAUGGAUUUAACUUGUCUAAUUAAUUUAAAACAUAAAAUUAGCGCACAAUCUAUGAAAGUUCAUAAUUCAAUUACAAAAGAUCAAGAAAAUGAAAUUUUCGAUAAUAACAUUAAACAACAGUCGGUACAAUCUGCUGAAGUGAAUGAAGAUUCGAAAUUAGCCAUUAACACUGACGUUAAUGAUGAUAAUCAUGUCGAAUCGAAUUCAGUAGCAGCCACUGAUCGUUAUAACGUAACAACUACUGUGUUAGAUAAUGCAUUGAUUAAUCCAAUUAACAAAUUUAGUCACAAUUCUAACCCAAUAACAUUAUCUUCAACAUCUUCCAUGACAACAUCAUUAUCUAAUUACUGUCCAACAUGUGGUAAUCAAACUAAACUAUUACAAGAUCAUGUUAUAUUUUUACAAAAACAAUUACAAACUCAAUGUAAAUCCAAUGAAGCUGAAUCUAAACUGAAUCAGUUACAUUCGAAUUCUAUUCAGUUUUUACUAAAAGAAGUUGAAGAAUUAAAAGCUUGGAAAGAAUCCAUUUCACUUAAAUUGACAAAUUCUACUUAUAAAUCUAUUGAAUUUUCUUCUAAUUAUACUCAAACUGAUAUACAAGAUAAUUAUUAUGAUCAAAGAAAAGAAUUAAUAAUAGAGCAUACAUUGAAUAAUGUCUAUCUAUUGAAUACAAAGAAAAGUGAUGAUGAUAGUAAUAAAUUAAAUUGUGUUCAAUUAUCUAGUAAUAUGAUUGAACAAAAUCAUAUGGAAGAUGAUAAUGAAUUGAAGAAUAAUUCAACCAGUCACUUAUCAAAAAUUAUUGUUCAAUUUAAUGGUACCAAAGAAGAACAAAAUGAGAAAUUUUCUUAUGAAUUGAGCAAAUUUAAUGAAUAUGAAGAAGAUAAAACGUUAUCUUCAUUUGCUAAAAUGUCUAAUACAGAACUUUCUAAAAUAUCAGAACAACAUCAUACUUUACAUUAUGAUAAUAGAAAUUUUGAUAAGAAUGAGAAUAAUAAUGGAAUAGUAUUAAUGAAUAAUAUAUUACAACGAUCGUCUUAUGGUAAUACUUCAAAAAUAUUAGGAACUCACCGAAACAUUGAAUCGAAUACUACUGUCACUGAUUCUUAUGAUCUUGAAGAUUUUUCAGAUUUGGAACUUGUACGACAAGCUGCUUUACAGGUUAUGUGGAUAAUGUUCAUCCUGAAGUGUAUUCUCACUACGCAUCAAUAUCACCAUAUGUGUUUAAUAAUUAAAAAUGAAGAUGUACUCAACAGCUGUCUUGUUCCGGUUUGACAAAUUUCGGCAGUGUCUGUACACACACAAAAUGUACAACAAAAUAGAUAAAUCAACUUUGGAUUUCUUGACAGGUACAAAAUCUCUAAACCAUUGAAAUGCAAUCAAAUGUUCUACAUUCCUAUUUAAUCUCAAGUUUUAAUAUUACGCCAUUAUCAUUCCAUUGGUGCCAUCUGUCGUUUACUUACAAUAUAAUUGAAUUAAUCGUGGUUUGUCCGAGUUGAUGUGAAUUAUGUAGUCAAUCGAUCAUCAUUUAUAAAGAAAACUGAUUUAAUGCAAAGCAGACAGGGUAACUAGUCAGCACUAAUGGAGGCUACAUACAAUAAUACACAGUAUGUUUGUCACAAAAACAGACGUUCUAUAAAAAAACUUUGUUAGUUCUCGGUGUCGAACUUUCUAGGUUUAUUCAAGAUCAACCAGUAGAACUGUAGUGAAUGAGAACUCAGAUGGGG